AUGACAUGGUUCUCUCUCGCAUCCUACUGGCUUACUACCUCGGUGAUCAUGGACAUCGUGGGAACUCCAAGUGCGACGAACAAAGACAAGGGCUGGCCAUUCGGGAAUGACGUCACGCCGGUCUUCAAUAAUGUCAUUAAAAUGUUAUACUUGGCAUUCUUGAUGCAGCAGUUCUUCCUUGCGCUCGGGAAUCGGCCGAAAGGGUCCCAAUUUUCGUAUAUUCUAUCCUUUCUAUAUUUCUCCCUGGUUCAGUUAUACACCCUUAUUCUUUCGUUUUACCUCGUGGCUCAGGCAUUUAGCGGCGGCAAUAUAGAUCUCGAUCUUGAUCAUGGAGCUAAAGGGUUACUGGGUUCCUUUUUCACCUCGACGACAGGCCUCGUGUUGAUAGCGCUUGUGUCAACCUACGGAACGUAUCUUAUAGCGAGCAUCUUAUACUGCGACCCUUGGCAUCUUCUGACAUCUUCCUGGGCGUACUUUCUCGGGAUGCCUUCAACCAUCAACGUUCUCAACGUCUACGCGUUUUGCAACUGGCAUGACGUGUCAUGGGGAACAAAAGGUUCCGACGACGCGGCCUCCCUGCCCUCCGCGCAGACCAAGAAAUCAGGUGCGCAGAAGGCCUUCGUUGAGGAGGUGGAUAAGCCCCAGGCGGACAUUGACACCGAGUUUGAGCUUACUGUCCGACGCGCCCUGACACCGUGGCAGCAGCCGGCAGAGAAAAAGGAAGUGCAACUGGAUGAUUCGUACAAAACAUUUCGAACCAAUCUGGUGCUCCUGUGGUCUUUGUCUAAUUGCCUGUUGGCGUUGAUGAUCAACAACUCCAGUGUGAGGAAAUUGUGCUUGACGGUAUGUUUUACCAUGAUCCAACAUUUCUAUCUAGGGCAUUAG
Molecule: messenger RNA, 885 nt
Organism: Aspergillus melleus
Lineage: Eukaryota; Fungi; Ascomycota; Eurotiomycetes; Eurotiales; Aspergillaceae
Exons: 3
Coding region: 1-885 (294 amino acids)
Cellular component (GO): cell septum; cell periphery
Molecular function (GO): chitin synthase activity
Source: RefSeq, a predicted model, not a curated record